GUUGCCUUCUCCACAAUGCUUCCCUCGCUUCGCUUCACUUUCAUACUGCUUGGAGGGCAUACUCUUCUGGCCUCAGCUAUUCCCGCCCCCAGGAGUCCUCCUUCUGUCACACUCGACCAGGGAACCUUUAUCGGGGCUCCUGAUGGUGUGACGAAUAUGUUCCUUGGGAUGCCUUUCGCACAACCUCCGAUCGGGGACCUUCGCUUCAGUCUCCCUGUACCCAACGACCCAUACAACGACACUUACGACGCGACAUCUUUUGGACUUGCCUGUCCUCAGCAAGUCGCUCCUCCUCCUCAGCAACCGUUCCCCAGCAGCAUAAUCAACAACGUCACCGAGCUCCUUCUGGAGACCUUCGGUAAUACGUCGACGCCCAGCGGCGAGGACUGCUUAAAUUUGAACGUCUGGACACCUGCCAAUAUCACCACCGGUACUCAGUUGCCAGUGGUCGUCUGGAUAUUUGGUGGUGGAUUUGAAGCCGAUAGCCCAAAUUCGUACGACGGCAGUGUCAUUGUCUCUCGCUCCGUCGAGAUGAACCAACCAGUGGUGUACGUGAGCAUUAACUAUCGGAACACGGCCUUUGGAUUCCUAGCAAGUCAAGAAGUUAAAGACGCUGGCGUUGGUAAUCUCGGCCUGCGAGACCAGCGUCAAGCUCUGCGGUGGGUCCAAAAGUACAUCUCUGCCUUCAACGGCGACCCAUCGAGGGUGACUAUAUGGGGCGCGUCUGCAGGCGCAAUCUCUGUUUCGCUGCAAAUGCUGACCAACGGCGGUGACACCGAAGGGCUAUUCCAUGGCGCCUUUAUGGAGUCAGGCUCGCCUAUCCCCGUCGGCGACAUCACGCAUGGACAGAAAUACUACGACGCUUUGGUCUCUGAGACAGGCUGUUCAGGUGCCGCCGAUACUCUGCAAUGCUUGCGCGAGGUGCCGUUCGAUGCCUUGAUGGCUGCUGUGAACCAGUCACCCUCAAUCGACUCGCUGCAGUCGUUGGACCUGGCUUGGAUGCCUCGGGCUGAUGGCGCAUUCCUACCAUAUGGUCCCCAAGCUCUUGUCACUCAGGGGAGCGUAGCCAGCAUACCGUUCGUGACAGGGGAUGUUGAUGACGAAGGCACCGCCUUCUCAUUAUACUCUUUGAAUGUCACGACGGACGAUGAGGUGCGGGAGUACCUGACGACCUACUACCUUCCAGACACUGCGUCAUCCCAGGUCGAUGCCCUCAUGGAGGUUUACCCGCAAGAUCCUGCGCAGGGCUCUCCGUUCGACACGGGUGACCUUAACCAGCUUUCCCCACAGUUCAAGCGCCUGGCCGCGAUACAGGGUGACAUGGUGUUCCAAGCACCUCGACGGUUCUUCCUGGCCAACCGUUCCGACAAACAGACCACUUAUGCCUUCCUCAGCAAGAGAUACAAGUCUCUCCCCGGAGUCGGCAGCAUGCACGGGACAGACAUCCUCAACGUCUACUUCGACGGGGACAUGACGGACUACCUAGUCAACUUUGUGAACAACCUCGACCCGAACGGGCCAGGUCUGCUGAGCUGGCCCACGUACAGCACGUCGAGCCCGCAGCUCCUCACUUUCUUGGACGGACCAGUCCCGUUGAAUAUCACGGAGGACACCUUCAGAGCGGACGGCAUGAGUUUACUCACUGAGCUGAUGCUGGCUAACCCGAUCUGAAACUGUAUUGUGCGCUUAUAUGUGCCUUUGAAUAACGGGCCGUCGGAUCAUACAUGCUCGAUGUUGUUAAGCUUAUGUGGCGUAUAUAUAAGACAAGC
Phanerochaete carnosa HHB-10118-sp is the source of this 1769-nucleotide messenger RNA. RefSeq lists its product as uncharacterized. Lineage: Eukaryota; Fungi; Basidiomycota; Agaricomycetes; Polyporales; Phanerochaetaceae. The coding region runs from base 16 to 1671 and encodes 551 amino acids. The record is from RefSeq and is a predicted model, not a curated record. The transcript has 15 exons.